ACUCCUCCCCGGUACCGGCAGCUAUAAAUCCUUUGGUUCAAAGCAUAUCUCCAGACAUAUCCUGGGCUUCUGAGUGUCCCUGUGGAGACAGCAUGGCUUCCCAUUGUGCUCCCCUCCUGCUGCUUGCCUGUGUGGUGGCCCUGCCUGCCCUGAGUCUUGUUGGUGCUGCCCAAGACCUGACCCUCCUCAGUCGAUCUGUCUCGAAUAGCAGUCCAUCAGCUCUCAGCAUGCUGACAGACGGUAAGCUCCGGCUGGUGAACGGCUCCAAACCCUGCUCCGGACGGGUGGAGGUCUGGUACCGCAAUGAGUGGGGAACAGUGUGUGACGACAGCUGGGACCUGAAAGAUGCCUCUGUGGUCUGUAGGCAACUUGGCUGCGGGGAAGCAGUGUUAGCUCCAUCUCAAGCUUUUUUUGGAAGUGGAUCUGGACCUAUUUGGCUGGAUGAUGUUAACUGCGUUGGGAACGAGAGCCUCCUCACUCAGUGCACGCUGAGAGCCUGGGGACAACACAACUGCAGGCACAGUGAGGAUGCAGGUGUCGUGUGCUCAGGUUGGCCCAAGGACUGCAGUGAGAUCUCUGCGGGCAGCCCCAGCGGCGUCUACGUCAUCCAGCCCUCAGGGCUCCACCCCAUCGUGGUGUACUGCGAGAUGAACGUGACGGACGGGGGCUGGACGGUCAUCCAGAGGAACCGCCACAACACAGACAUCACCUGGGCCGAGUCCUGGAGCACCUACAAGUACGGCUUUGGGAACGUGCGCGGCGACUACUGGCUGGGCACCGAGUACAUCCACCAGAUCGCCAAGCAGAAGGUCUACCAGGUCAGGUUCGUCAUCCAGGAUGCCUCCAACAACAUCAGGUUCGCAGAGUACAACCUCUUCAGUCUGGACGAUGAGUCCCAGGGCUACCGGCUGCGGCUGGGCUCCUACGCAGGCACAGCAGGGGAUGCCAUGAGUGCCAGCACCACUCAUGACAACAUGAAGUUCUCUGCUAAGGACUUGGAUCAGGACACUAACAGCGGGAACUGUGCCUCCGCCUAUGGGGGUGGGUGGUGGUAUUCGUCCUGUUACUCCGUACGGCUGAAUGUCAAGGGUGCCAUAACGUGGAGCGGUCUGUGCAAUGGCAACUGCAGAGCUUCUGCCAUCCUCAUCAAACCAACUACCUACUGCUAGUGCUUCUUGUCUGCCCAUCCAUACCAGGCACAUUGCCUGGGUUCGCAAGAGAUUUUUUCAUCUCUUUUGCGGAAUUGCUCUGCUUCCCUUGCUGGGUUCUUCCUCUGAGCUGUUAUUAUCUUGAUUGCACUAUAAUCAGAAUAACACAUUGCCAAACCUGUCCUUCUGAAAACACAUUGCUUUGGAGAAUAAAAUGUACUUCAGAAACGUAACACCUUG
This is a messenger RNA of Meleagris gallopavo (turkey), 1388 nucleotides long. RefSeq names its product fibrinogen-like protein 1-like protein. The record is from RefSeq and is a predicted model, not a curated record. Gene Ontology annotation, cellular component: membrane. NCBI's taxonomy places the organism in Eukaryota, Metazoa, Chordata, Aves, Galliformes, Phasianidae.